AAAAACUAUAAGAGGAUCAUUUAACACUGCGUAGAAAUUGCAGUGUAAAAAGUGCUCCUGAUCAAUCGGUUGUUUCCUUCCAAGACUGCUAUUGCUUGUAUUCCCAUAAGGAUGUUCGCAAACAGUUCCUUGUCGCCCGCGACAAUCGCGCUAGCACUGCUUGUUCUCGUGUUUGGUUGUGGAGAAAUAGUGAGGAUCGAACUCAAGCUCAGCGAACAGUCGACGAGAAUCCGUGACUUGGAGCACAAUCUGCAGACCAAGUGUGGCGUCAUAGACUCUAGCAAAACUCCCAAUGAUGAAUCAAGCCUACCUCACCGCGAUCGAAGAGCAGCCCCCACCCCUACCCCCACAGGAUAUCAAAACAUGCAGAACCAGCUCGCGGCCAUUUCCAAGACCCUCGCUCUACUCGCCUCCCAUAACAACGUGCGAGGCCCCCCUGGUCCUGCAGGCCCCCCCGGAUCUAAAGGAGAAAAGGGCAAUCGAGGGCGACGGGGAAGACGUGGGCCGCGAGGUCCCCCGGGAAAACCAGGAGCUGACGGAAAGCCGGGUAUUCGUGGACCUCCGGGGCCGAAGGGCGACAAGGGAGAGAAAGGGGACGCGGGUCCACGUGGAUUAAAAGGAGACCCUGGCAAGAUACGAGAUGCUCCGAGAGUAAUAAUAGCACCACAGAAAUUAAAUAUAGACUCAAGUGCGACCGUGGUGCUCAACUGUUCAGUCAGCGGUAAUCCGAGCGCUCCUGUCACCUGGAGUAAGAUUGGCGGUAGUCUUCCCAGGAAUAGGUCACGGGAUGACGGCCGUGGGGGCCUGGUGAUUAGAGACGCUAGGAGCAGUGACGCGGGAUUGUACGAGUGCGCAAGUGUGGGUGGAUUGUACAAGUCACGUGAUACGGCGGUUGUCUCAGUUAACGCCCCUCCUCAGGUGAGAAUCGCUGGAGUGACGUCACGAGUCUUAGCUGGAAACACCAUUACCUUACCGUGGUGUCACGUGACCGGGUACCCAAAGCCCAAAAUCACGUGGCUCUUCAACAACGGUUCCCUCCCGAGUCGCGCAGCGGUAUCGCCGCGUAACGCUGUGGUUGUCACCUCGGCCCAGUCUCAAGACUCGGGGACCUAUACAUGUCAGGCUGUGAAUAGAAUGGGGAAAGCGGCUGCUCACACUACACUUGAGAUCGAACCACGGCUUGCAUUUACCUUCAAGCCUCCAAGUGUUCUACCACUGGUUGUCGAUCAAACAAUAACGCUGACAUGUAGCGUGAACAAGAUUGCGAAAAUCACGUGGAGUAAACGGGGUGGGGUGCUGCCAAAUGGGAGAGUGGAGCAGAAUGGAAACGCGCUGACCAUCAAGAGGUUGUCAAGAAGCAAGGACCAGGGUACUUAUACGUGCCACGCCCAGGCUGGGGACGAGGUGGUUCAGGCGGAGACAAGGCUUGUAUAUGCGUGCGAUUCUUCCUGGCACUAUUUUGACGGCAAGUGUUAUUUCCUGUCAACUGUCGAAGAGCCCUGGACAGCAGCGGAGAGAUCAUGCCGAGUGAGAGGCAGCACCCUUGUCAUCGUGAACAAUCUCAUGGAAAACGAGUUCAUUCGUUCACUUAUGCCCAGUGGCUCUGAGGUCUGGAUUGGUUUGCGGUGGCAAUACAGGCAAUGGUCGUGGCUUGAUUACAGCUCUUACGGCUUCAAGCAUUGGCAGAUGUUUGAUGAGAAAGUUCAGGUUCCUUCAGCUACUUAUUAUGGCUGUAUGGUGCCUAGUGGGUACUGGGGCCGACAUCGCAGGGAAAGUCUCAAAAUUCCCUUCGUUUGUGAAACAUCUAGUCCUUAUAGAAGUUAAAGACAUGGACGGAUAAAAAAACCCUUCGUUUAUGAAGAUAGCAUAGUCUUAGACCUGUAGCAGGCCUGGGGCACGAUGCAGAAGCGAAAAUAUUGGGGGUAUAGUCACGCCCCUUCUUGUCAUUUCCUAGUAAUAUAUGAAGAUAUUGUAGUUGGCACAAUUGGUGGGAAUAAUCAUAAUCAUGAUGGUGAUAUGGUAGUGUGAGUGGUUGUAGAUGGUGUCUGCAGGGUGUGUGUUGUUGCAUCCUCGGGGACUCAGGGCGUACUGAGCGUAACGAGCGUUACGUUAGUUAACUUGAUUGUGCUUACAAUUUAUAGUGUGUGUUUGUGUGGUGAUUUUAGUGGUAGUGAUGGUGCUCAAUUAAAAACCAAUUGUAGAAAAA
Molecule: messenger RNA, 2206 nt
Organism: Nematostella vectensis (starlet sea anemone)
Lineage: Eukaryota; Metazoa; Cnidaria; Anthozoa; Actiniaria; Edwardsiidae
Product: basement membrane-specific heparan sulfate proteoglycan core protein
Exons: 4
Coding region: 112-1824 (570 amino acids)
Biological process (GO): axon guidance; cell adhesion
Cellular component (GO): plasma membrane
Molecular function (GO): protein binding
Source: RefSeq, a predicted model, not a curated record